CCGGAAACGGAAGCGCGCGCGCGUGACGCAGCGUCCCGGCGCCGCCGCCGCCGCUGCCAUGGAGGCGAGCGGCCGGGCCGCCUUCGUGCUCAGCAACCUGGCCGAGGUGGUGGAGCGCGUCCUCGGCUUCCUGCCCACCAAGGCGCUGCUGCGCGCCGCGUGCGUGUGCCGCCUCUGGAGGGAGUGCGCCCGACGGACCCUGCGCACGCGGCAGCGCCUGGCCUGGGUGUCGGCGCUGGAGCCGGGGCCCGCCGACAGCCACGCGCUGGUGCGCGCGCUCGCACGGGAGCUCGAGAAGGUGCACGUGCUGCCCCAGACCGUGCUCUACAUAGCGGAUGCGGAGACGUUCAGCGGCCACGAGGAAUGCCACGAGCAGAAGAAAGCUAGAAAAAGAAACAGUAAAGAAACAGCAAUUGCACUUGAAAAAUUGUUGCCAAAACGAUGUCAAGUUCUUGGACUGGUCACCCCAGGGAUUGUAGUUACCCCUAUGGGUUCAAGCAGCAAUCAACCUCAAGAAAUUGAAGAUGGUGAAGCUGGGUUUGCUCUACUGUUUCCCAAAAUUGAUGGUGUAAAAAUCCAAACCUUCCAUUUUCCUAAAGACUUGAAGAACAGGGUCUUUGAUGAAAGUAAAUUUGCUGAAGCAGGUCUGAAGAAUAAUCCAGAUCUCCGUGUGGUUCUUCUGUUUGGCUACAACUCCUGGAAGUCUGGAGCUACUCGAUUUCUUCAUCAAAUAGUCAAUCCUUUGAAUGAAAAAAGUAUCAUCCUAGCUGGGGGACAGGUGGAAAGCUUUACAUCGCUGACAUCUGAGAAUAGUAACGCCCAGCCCAGCGAUGCCUGUGGUGUGGUUGGACUGGCUUUCAGUGGUCCCCAGAUCCAGAGUGCGACGGUUUUGUUAGACCAGGAUGUAGCUGAUGAGAGGACAGCAGAAGCCGCCAUGCAGCGUCUCAAAGCAGCAAACAUCCCUGAGCGUAACACCGUUGGCUUCAUGUUUGCAUGUGUUGGCAGAGGAUAUCGGCAUUAUAAAACCAAAAGGAAUAUGGAAGCAGAUGCAUUUAGGAAGUUUUUUCCAAAUGUUCCCCUCUUUGGCUUUUUUGGACAUGGUGAAAUAGGAUGUGAUCGAAUAGUUACUGGGAAUUUCGUGUUAAGAGAAUGUAAUGACGUAAAGGAUGACCUGCUUCACGGUUAUACUACCGUAAUGACUCUUAUUCAUCUUGGUUCAACAAAACCAAACCAAGUGUAAAUAUGUUUUUAAUGCAUCAGUGACCUGUUUCUUUCAUUACAGAAAACAGAAAAGUCUGGCAGAGUGGGCAUCUGCAGUCAAAGCACUUUCCAAAGCAUAAACAUCAUUCUUGUAUUAUCCAAUCCUGUAGGUGGAAUAGAGUUUCUUAUAAUAGCUGUGGGAAAGCUUUGCAUUGUGUGUAAUCCCAUGUACGCAUCAAAAUUGCAGGCAAAUGGUAUUUAAUGGAAUUCUGCAAUUGAAGAAAGACUCCUUUUUUUCUAAAAUGAGAAUGGUUUGCACAAAUUGCAGUUGGAGUCCAAGUAAUCAACAUGUAGAAAUAAACUGUACUUUGAUGUGUUCUAUUUAUGUAUCCAAAACAGUCUGGAAAAACUACUGAUGCAUACUGAAGUACUGAUGCAUAAAAUCCACCAUUUCCUGGAUUUUAUUUUGAGAAAUGCACAACCUGCCCAGAUUUGAGUCCUAGUUACAACACUGAAUGGGUUUACUAGGUAAAAUGAAAGAAUAUCUUUAGAAAGAAAAAAAAAAAAAAAGCUCAUUAAAUAAAAAUGAAAUUAUGUAGAAGCAUCUGGCCUGCCAUUCUUAGAGGAAAAGCUCUGAUUUAGUGAGAUAUGCUGUCAAGUUAAAAGCUCAACUCAUUUCACUAUCUUGAACUCAAUUUAAGUUGUCUUAAAUAUUUGGUUUAGAAUAUUAUCUGAUAGUUUGUACGUACCAGCAAUUUUAGUCUUGGUGUGUAUCAGUUUUCUCAGUCAAAAUGCACUAGUUACCCUUCCUUUUGGAUUCUCUUAUAGCGUGAUGCUUGCUAUUACAAACUUUUAAGUCCAAAGCACAAAAUAUGAAGACUUCAUCUGGUAUCUUUAAGUUCCUUUAAUUCCUUCCUGCGUUUUUCUUUCAUUUAGUAAUAGAGUGACAAGAAAAUAGGAUUUAUUUUGCAACAUAUCAGCACAUUUCCAGUUGCCCUAUCAAGUUACUGGCCUGUCCAGCGUAGUAAAAAAAGAAUAUAGUUUGCUGUAUGUUGUACUAUAUCAUACUAAAUGUCCUAUAACUAUAUUUUGCUGUAAAUGUAACACCCAAGACUACGCCAUGUUCUUGUCAAUGUCUAGAUGAAACUUUUCACUGACAGUAGCCUAACAGGCUAAGGAAGAGGCGUAUCUGUUCUGAGAGUUGAACUAUUGGUCUCACUGGGUGCUGAGCACUGACAGUACUUUCCCAUGGCUCUGUUGGUGAUUUGGUGAUCUUUUCUAAUUUUUUUAUUUUUAAUUCAAAGAAAGUGGAUGGGAUGUUAAACUCCCACUGGCAUUCUAGGGAUAGGAGAUUAGCUACUGCAUUUGGAAGAGAAAGUAGCUGGGAAUUCAGAAUUUUAAGAGAAGCAUGAGGGUGGGCAGGGGGAUACAUGUUUUCAGCAUAACUGGAAUGUCAUGUUUGGUCCUUUCUGAUUUUGUAAUGUUACACAUUUAACAGUAGGCAAAGAAAAUGUGUGUUUCAUUUCUGUAAUAGACAGGUCUCCUGUAACAGUAUGAAUUAGGCCUAGUUAGCAGCAUGGCUGUUAGCAUAAGCCUGUGAACUUUACCCAACUUCUUGCUGUAGUAGAAGUAAAUGAAUUACAAUCAACCACGUGUCUGGAACAGCAGUGCAAACAUGUCUAGAAGUGUCUGAAGAAGCAGAUUGUGAGCUUCAGCAAUGGCACAGCAAAACAGAAACUGAGAAUGCAGUUUGAAGGAGCUAAUCAUCAGCGAGGUAUUCUCUGCCCAGUCCUGUAGCUAAGGGUGCUUACACAUCUUGGAGGUAAGCACAGUGCAAAAAAACCUCUGGCAAUGGAAUCCCAAGAGCUUGCAACAGACUGCUGGAUCACCUCCAACACCGGGGAAUGGGGAAUAGGCCAGGGAAUCCCAGACACAUACCCUGCCUGGCUGGAAUUGCUGUGCUGUCUCUCCUGGACUACAUCGUCUCUCUGCCGUGUAAUUCAUUACACUGCAACAUGUGUGAUUAAAGCGUUUUGGUAUCCGGA
This is a messenger RNA of Anas platyrhynchos (mallard), 3245 nucleotides long. It is a transcript of the gene FBXO22, whose product is annotated as F-box protein 22. Gene Ontology annotation, molecular function: protein binding. Gene Ontology annotation, biological process: positive regulation of proteasomal ubiquitin-dependent protein catabolic process; regulation of skeletal muscle fiber development; protein polyubiquitination. The record is from RefSeq and is a predicted model, not a curated record. NCBI's taxonomy places the organism in Eukaryota, Metazoa, Chordata, Aves, Anseriformes, Anatidae.